Fraxinus pennsylvanica is the source of this 2034-nucleotide messenger RNA. The record is from the annotation of a GenBank genome assembly. Lineage: Eukaryota; Viridiplantae; Streptophyta; Magnoliopsida; Lamiales; Oleaceae.
AUGAAACUGACGAACUCCAUUCUUCAUAGUUCAUGCCCUGCUAUGGAUUACCUCAAAACAGUAGUGCCCUCUCAACUCCUCGCCGAACGUGGAUCCCACCUCGUCGUCAUCAACCCAGGCUCAGCAAACAUAAGAAUAGGACUGGCACAGCAGGACACUCCUCUAAAUGUUCCGCAUUGCAUUGCCCGACGAACAACUCAAGUCCCCAAAAGAAGUGUUCAAGACCAGUUGCUUAAUUCCCAGGUUACAACGCCACAGCACAUGGAGCGUGAAAGGGCUUAUGAUAUUGAUUACCUCAAAACAGUAGUGCCCUCUCAACUCCUCGCCGAACGUGGAUCCCACCUCGUCGUCAUCAACCCAGGCUCAGCAAACAUAAGAAUAGGACUGGCACAACAGGACACUCCUCUAAAUGUUCCGCAUUGCAUUGCUCGACGAACAACUCAAGUCCCCAAAAGAAGUGUUCAAGACCAGUUGCUUAAUUCCCAGGUUACAACGCCACAGCACAUGGAGCGUGAAAGGGCUUAUGAUAUUAUUGCAUCACUGUUGAAAAUUCGGUUUCUAGAUGAAGAGGUGGCAAACGUUCAAUUCCCUCAAAAGAUGGGUCGUGUGGAUGCAUUUCAGCCUCAGGGUAAUAAUAAGAAAGAGACAGUCAUUCCUUGGACUGAUGUAUUUGAGAUCAGCAAUCCUUCAUCUUUGAAAACAGGAAAUUCUUCAACAAAAGAUGAAUCCGGAGAUUUUCCAUUCCAGAAGGAUGGUAAUGACAGGGGUGAGCACAGUUCAAGUCAACGUAAACAUAGGGAAUAUAUUUGCGGUGAGGAAGCUCUAAGAAUAGCACCCAGUGAACCAUAUUGCUUGCGUCGACCUAUCCGUAGAGGUCACCUAAACAUAUCUCAACAUUAUUCAAUGCAGCAGGUACUUGAAGAUCUGCAUGCUAUUUGGGAUUGGAUUUUGAUUGAGAAGCUGCACAUCCCUCAUAGUGAAAGAAAUAAGUAUUCAGCUAUUCUUGUCGUCCCUGAGACAUUUGAUAAUCGUGAAAUAAAAGAAGUACUAUCAAUCGUGUUGCGGGACUUGUGUUUCAGCACAGCAGUGGUCCACCAGGAAGGUCUUGCCGCAGUUUUUGGGAAUGGCUUAUCAACUGCAUGUGUUGUGAAUAUAGGUGCUCAGGUGACAUCAGUGAUCUGCAUUGAGGAUGGAGUGACUCUACCUACGACACAGAUUACUCUAUGCUUUGGUGGAGAGGAUCUAUCUCGAUGUCUUCUCUGGACUCAAAGACAUCAUCAAACAUGGCCACCAAUACGUACUGAUGCUCUGACAAAGCCCAUAGACUAUCUGAUGCUGAACAGACUUAAAGAGUCCUUCUGCCAAAUAACAGAGGGAGAAGUUGAAGCUGUUGCUACAGUUCAUUCAUACGAAGAUGGCGUUCCACCUGGCUCUCAUAAAACAAGAUUGACUGCUCUUAAUGUUCCUCCUAUGGGUUUGUUCUACCCGAUGCUUUUGGUUCCAGAUGUGUAUCCUCCACCACCCCGUUCUUGGUUUAAUGAUUAUGAGGAUAUGCUGGAUGAGACUUGGGACUUUCCUAGAAGAACUGACAUGUCUGAUGGCAACUUUCCUGGCAGCAGUGGAUAUUUCCCUAUGUGGGAAAACUACCCAAUAUUUCAAACAAAGCCAAAGAAAGAGGAUAAUAUUGGUCUUGCAGAUGCUAUUACGAAGAGUAUUCUUUCAACAGGGCGUAUAGACCUACAGAGAAGGUUGUUCUGUAGCAUGCAACUGAUAGGUGGAGUAGCUUUGACUGCAGGUCUUGUUCCUGCUGUGGAAGAGAGAGUAUUGCACGCAAUUCCUUCACAUGAAGCUAUAGAUACUGUAGAGGUUCUGCAAUCAAGAACAAAUCCGACUUUUGUAGCAUGGAAAGGUGGAGCAAUACUUGGCAUUCUUGAUUUUACACUACAGAGACUCUUAUUUUCUCCAAGCGCAAUCCAUGUGCUACAUAAAUUCAUAACAGAAUCGGAAGAGUGCUUGCAUAACUGCUGCUGGUGA